Molecule: messenger RNA, 2289 nt
Organism: Crotalus tigris (Tiger rattlesnake)
Lineage: Eukaryota; Metazoa; Chordata; Lepidosauria; Squamata; Viperidae
Gene: PRRT4
Product: proline rich transmembrane protein 4
Exons: 1
Source: RefSeq, a predicted model, not a curated record
CUUCUCUCCCCAGGACCGGCGGAGUCCAGCGGCAGCCCCAGCGUCCCGCCGGGCAGCGAGGAGGCGUUCGUGGCCCUGCCCGCCUGCCUGCCCGACCGGCCCGACGCCUGCGGCUCCCCCCGACCGGAGCCCGGCACACCCCCGCUGCCGCCCGGCGCGCCCCUCUUCGUCCCGCUGCACUCCGACUGGAAGGCGGCGCUGGCCGCGUGGGGGCCGGCCUGGGAAGCCCAGCUGUACGGGGCCGGCGCCCUCUUCGCCCUGCUGGCAGCGCUGGCCCUGCUGGCCCUGCUGGCGCUGCCCUGCCGCCGCCGCCUGGCCGCCCCCGAGGCCCGCCUGCUGGCCCUGCUCCACCUGCUGCUGCUGGGGGCCGGGAGUGCCCGGGCCGGGCUGCUCUUCGGCCAGGCCGACGGGCGGCGGCGGGAGCGGCUCCCCGCGCUGGCCGUGCGGCUGCUGCGCGACCUGCCGCUGCCCUGCCUGACCUCGGCCCUGGCUGCCGCCCUGCUGCUGCUCUCGCGGCGCCCGCGGGCCAAGCUCUCGGCGCGCCCCGGCCUCCGCCCGCCCUGCCUGCUGGCCCUGCUGCUGCUGGGCCACUUCUCGGCCGCGGCCGGGGCCGUGCUGGCCGCCGCGCGGCUGCCGGUGCUGCUGCUGGCCUCGCGGGGGCUCUUCGCCCUCCUGGCCGCGCUGCUCUCGGCCGCCCUGCUGGGCUGCUCCUGCCUGGCGCGGGGGGAGCCGGCCCAGAUCUACGACCUUCGGAGCGCCCCGCCGCCGCCCCCCGGCCAGGGCGCCUUCGCCAGCAGCCGCCGGUGGAGCCGCGCCGCCCGCGCCGCCCUCUCCGCCGCCGCCUUCGGGCUGCUGAGCGCCGGCCUGCACGCCUACUCGGUGCUGCAGGCGCUGGGCUACGGGCUGAGCCCGGCGCUCUUCGGGCCCUGGCCCUGGUGGGCGCUGCAGCUCUCGUGCCGGCUGUGCGAGGCGGGCGUGGGGCUGCCCCUGGCCGCCUUCGGCCUCCACCUCACCUGCGGCUGCUCUGCCGCCGGCUGCUGCCGCCGCCUCGCCCCCCGCCCGGCCAAGCCCCCGCCGCUGCCCAGCAGCCUCCACUGGGCGCUGUCCCAGCAGGAGAAGCUGGCCGCGCUCGACCUGGGGGUCCGCAGCCAGUCCGACUACCUCCCGCUGUGCGCCGUGCCCCCGGAGGGGCCCCUCGAGGCCCGCCCCGCCUGGUCGGUGCUCAGCCUGGCCGCGGAGGCAGCCGAUCCCACCGCCGACUUCCAGCCGCCCUCGCCCAUCGACCUGCGCCGCAGCAUCGACGAGGCGCUGUCCAGCGAGGGGCUCCUCCGGGGCAGCGGCGCCUUCUCCGCCUCCAGCAUCCUUUCGCUGGACUCGGGCCCCGAGCGCCCUCCGCCCCGCGCGGCUUCCUGCCUGGAGCUGGAGCUGGACGACGGCGCGGCCGCUCCGCCUCCCCGCGGGGCCGCCACCCGGCCCUCCUCCCCCGCCAGCCCCAGCAGGAGCACCGCGGGGCCGCCUUCCCCGAGCCGCGGCAGCCUGCGCCCGUCUUCUCCGGCUCCCGGAGGCCCGCGCGGGCCCCCUCCCGAGCACUCCCGGGCGUCCCUGGUCUCGGAGGGGCAACCCGGGGGGGACGCGGCCCUCACGCGGGGGGAGUCGGCGGAGGUUAGCCGGCAGGCGGAUGCUGUCAGUGUUGGCAGCGACACCAUCGAUUUAUAACCCCCUGGACCCUCCCCAGGAGGGACCCCCGCCCCGAGCCUCGGAUCUGGGCUGGCUGUGCGGUCGCCGGCGCGACGGGAGCGCUCCCGGCCCGGUGGCCCCUCCCUCGCAGGCGGCCGUGCAGGGGCUUCCCUCCUUGGGAAAGGACGGGGACAGGCGGGCCAGCGGAAGGCGCGCCCGGCUUCUUCCCACGUCGCUUUGGCUCCGCGCAAAGCGUCGAAUCCUUGCCAGCAAAGGGGCCGCUUUCGGAGGCCCGCCAAGCGCCCCACGACUGACCGAGCUGCUCGCUGUGCAAACACGGCUGCCGGGUCUUCAGCGGACCCGGUUAAACGUGCCGUGGGAACAGAGGCGAUGGGUCGGAGUUCUGCCCUUGCACAGCCACCCGCUCCUUUCCUGCCAGCGUAAAGGGCUGCCCCUCCCCCGUCUCCUCCUUGCUGGGGACCCGGCCUAGGUGGCACUGAAAUGAACCCCCCCCCUUUCCCGACCUUCAAAACCAGCAAAAAGAGCGGGCGGCUCUGUUUUUUUUGGGGGGGGGGCAGGAAUCCACAUCCUUCUUCCCCAGAAGAGCGCAGA